CACUUGCCACAUGGUAGGUAUGUAUGCCAUUCCUUUUCCUUUUAGGACGUGGUAAAAGAAAUUUUAGGCAUCUUCUCCUUAGCUUUACACAAGAGCAUGAUUUUCUUGAAUAAUUACCACCUCAUCAUGACUCUCGUUCUUUGCACAUUGAUAGGAAUAUUUUGCAGCUUUAGAAACCUCUGAUCUUCUUUGCCUCAGCUCGCACAUAUAUAAUUACAUGAACUUCACUUCAUUCCUGCUACCUAUUUCAUCAACAAACUUCCAGCAAGUUUGAAGCUUGCUCUUCAAAGUAUAUUUUUUUUCCCUUCUUUUCAUCACAAGUCACAAUGUCUUCCAUUUUCUCCAAUAAACUUGAGAUUCAUUGAGAUUAUAACUUGUCAUCAUCAGCUUCAAGUGCAUAGCUUAUAGAUUAUAUCAUUAUUAUGAUGAAAAAGCGUAUUCAAAGAUAGAUAGAUACAUAGAUAGAUAGAUAAAUGACGAGUUUGAGAGACAAAGACGAGGGUGCUCAUGUAUACAAUACAAAGCAAGAAGUAGGAGAGUCCACCAAAUCAAGUUUAGCAGCUUCUUCAAGUAGUAAUUCAAGGCAAUGGUCAUCAGGAUUCAAGAAUCCAAGAAUAGUUAGAGUUUCGCGUACCUUUGGAGGCAAAGAUCGACACAGCAAAGUUUGCACCAUCAAAGGAUUGAGAGAUAGAAGGAUUAGGCUGUCUGUACCAACUGCAAUUCAGCUAUAUGACCUCCAAGAUAGGCUGGGCUUAAGCCAACCAAGCAAAGUCAUCGAUUGGUUACUCGAUACCACUAAACAUGACAUUGACAAGCUCCCACCCUUGCCUGUUAUACCGGGAACUUUUGCUCCUUCUCAAGGAUAUGGAGUUCCAUUUUCUUCUACUACACCAUUUUUUGAUGCAAAUUUGUUAUCUUCUAGGAAAGAAGUUGGUAUCAACAUUAACAGUGCUACUCAAGAUGUGGAUGUGGAUGAAGAGGAUGAAUCUAUAGUUGCAAAAUUGAAGUAUUGGGAUUCAAAUGCAAUGAUGAGAUCCAAACAAAAAGGAGUAGAUCAUCAAGGUACAUCUCAAGUUUUGGCUCAAAAUUUGUUCCCAAUUGCAAGUGCUAAUAAUAAUAACAAUAGUACUAGUAUUCUACCUCCACAACAACCUUCCUUUUUGAGCAAUAAUCCUAUGUUAAAUUAUUAUCAUUUGGAACCUUCAAAUUUAUCCUUGACACAAUUAGGAAGCCUUGGACUUUCUUCUUCUCAUCAUAAUGAUCACCAUAAUCAAGGUUCUUCUCAAACAAGCUCGACUCCACAACAAUUACCUCCAUCUUCGUUAUCUCUAUCUUCGAUGUCUCAAUUGUUUCUAUAUCCUUCCAUGACAACGACAUCAUUCUUCCCUCAACAUCAUCAUUCCUCGUUCAUGAAUAAUAGUCAUCAACAUCAAUUAGAGAAUGACAUGCGACAAUUUAGUCGUUUCCCUUUCUCAAACAAUCCUUUCUCUUCGUCUAAUUUCCACAACUCUAGUGGAUUGGAUAUGAAACCUAGCUUCAACCCAAGUAUGAAUAAUCAUGACCCUCAUAUGCAACAAGGUGAUGAUGAAGAUAGUCAAGGAAAGAAUAGCCAUAAUCCUUGGAAACAAUCCUCAGGGAAUUGAAUUAUGAUAUCAUCAUAAUGCUCCCCAAUUUGUUGUGAGAUCGAUCAAAUGGGAACGCGAAUCAUGAGAAUCAAUAGUGGUUAAUGGUUUCUCGCUUCUUGCUUCUGAUUUUGUUCCCCUUGGGAAAGAAAAAAGAAGCCAUUCGUUGUCGCAAUUGAUCAUGGUUAUUAUCUCAUGAGAUUUGGUAGGAAGACUACACUAGCUACAUUAUAUGCACAGCUAGCUAAGAUUUGUGUUUGAAGAUAUGAGAAGCAACUCAAUCCUAUGCUGCCAAGACUCUUGAUACAAGUAAGUUUUAUAUUUGAUCAUUGUAACUUACAUUAAAAAAAACUUUUGUACUUGUAGACAUGUUUCAUCAAAUUGUGACACAAGAAUAUAUAAUAUAUUAUAGGUCAAAAUGAGCUUCUCUCUUACAAUGUCAUACAUAGAUGAUUCAGGUCAUGUAUUUUAGACAAUAUUUUCUUAUAAUAAUAAGCUGAGUAAUUAAUGAUGUCAAGACAA
Molecule: messenger RNA, 2144 nt
Organism: Beta vulgaris subsp. vulgaris (sugar beet)
Lineage: Eukaryota; Viridiplantae; Streptophyta; Magnoliopsida; Caryophyllales; Amaranthaceae
Product: transcription factor TCP17
Exons: 2
Coding region: 474-1643 (389 amino acids)
Cellular component (GO): nucleus
Molecular function (GO): sequence-specific DNA binding; DNA-binding transcription factor activity
Source: RefSeq, a predicted model, not a curated record